Diprion similis is the source of this 1712-nucleotide messenger RNA. It is a transcript of the gene DMAP1, whose product is annotated as DNA methyltransferase 1-associated protein 1. Gene Ontology annotation, molecular function: transcription corepressor activity. The record is from RefSeq and is a predicted model, not a curated record. NCBI's taxonomy places the organism in Eukaryota, Metazoa, Arthropoda, Insecta, Hymenoptera, Diprionidae. The transcript has 5 exons. Bases 332 to 1621 code for a protein of 429 amino acids. Gene Ontology annotation, cellular component: Swr1 complex; NuA4 histone acetyltransferase complex; nucleus. Gene Ontology annotation, biological process: DNA repair; negative regulation of transcription by RNA polymerase II; chromatin remodeling.
GAACACCGAGCUGUCAACGCUGUCAUUAUUUUACGCAAACUCGCAGUCGCUGAUGCACCUAAAAUGUGUAAAUAAAUUUGUAAACAAAGUACAAUUUGGAUUAUAACAACAGUAUUCGUUCUUUUUAUUAAUCACCGCCUAAAUUCGGUCAAUAUUUUGUAAACGAAGCAAGUCUACGGCACCGAUGAGUGAGAGCUAACCUCGUCGAACUCACAACUACUAAAUUACAACGAUUACGUCUGACAGAAAUGCCGUCGAGCUUUGCGUAUUCGACCUGAACAGAUUGGCUUUCGAAAGUUUUGAGAAGGAUUUUAGUAACUGAAAAGUGAAAAUGGCGGACGUACGCGAUAUAUUGGACAUCGAAGUACCGGCCGUUCCGGAGGUUACAAAAGAGGCAAUUUUUGGCGUCGACAAGAAGAACAAAAAACGAUAUGAGUACAAAGUGCCAAAGAGGCCGGAGGGCAUGCACCGAGAGGUUUACGCUCUCCUCUACAAGGACAACAACGAUGUCCCACCGCUGUUUCCAACAGACACGGGCAAAGGCUACAAGCAAACGAAAGCCAAGCUCGGAAUGCGCAAAGUCCGACCCUGGAAAUGGACCCCGUUCACGAACCCAGCCAGAACGGAUGGUGCGGUGUUUCAUCAUUGGCGCAGAGUCGCGGACGCUGGCAAAGAAUAUCCAUUUGCCAAGUUCAACAAGAAAGUUCCUAUCCCGUCCUACACGGACGGAGAAUACGUUCAACAUUUGGUCACCAGCGGGUGGACUCGUUCUGAAACUGACCAUCUGUUCGAUCUCUGCAGACGAUUCGAUCUCAGAUUUAUCAUAAUAAAAGAUAGAUGGGAUCGUAAUAAAUUUCCCGACAGAUCUGUUGAGGAUUUGAAGGAACGAUAUUAUCAGGUCUGCGGUGCUCUAACGAGAGCCAAAUCCCACAACGAUAAGGUUUACACGUUUGAUGCGGAGCAUGAGAAGCGGCGGAAAGAACAGUUGAAAAAAUUAUUUGAAAGAACACCGGAGCAAGUCGAAGAGGAACAAACUUUGCUAUCUGAGCUGAGAAAAAUUGAGCAGCGGAAAAAAGAGAGGGAUCGUAAAACGCAAGAUCUGCAAAAACUUAUUACGGCUGCUGACCAUCAGGUCGAUCCUAGAAAGACUGAGAGAAAAUCAACGAAGAAGAAUAAUAACUCUAAUAGAAAUAGACCUGCAAAGAUCGACUCGUCUCAUGUCGUCGAGUCGGCUGGAAUAAAGUUUCCAGAUUUCAAAAAUAGCAGCGUAAGCCUUCGUUCGCAAAGGAUCAAGCUGCCCAGCAGUCUUGGCCAAAAGAAAAUGAAGAGUAUAGAACAAAUGCUAACGGAACUUCACCUAGAAUUGAAUCCACCUCCAACCGAACAGAUAUGUCAACAAUUCAACGAACUGCGUAGUGAUAUUGUGCUGCAUUACGAACUCAGGGGUGCGUUAGCUACGUGUGACUAUGAACUACAGUCCUUGAGACAUCAGUACGAGGCUCUAGCUCCUGGCAAGACCCUGACGAUUCCGCCAUCUCUACUGCCAAAAGUUGAACCAGAAGUUAAGGCGGAUAUAAUUGACGUUGUCGGCUCACCAAGUAUGCCGAAUGUAACUCAGUAGAGGAGGUUCAUUUUUGAUACUCUCACGGGUACCAAGCACUUUUAAUUUUAAGAAGAAUUAAUUUAAGAAUAUAUCCCACGUUCAGACGCGA